AUGCUCUUCAGUGGUGAUCCUCCCUACAAGGUGCUCUUUUUUGCCGAUUCGGAAGAGCGAUGCGGACUGAAUGUUGAGGGAGAGAGAGACAAAAUCAAACAAAGAUUCAUGGUAGGUGCAUACGAUAGUGGAAAUGCUGCAUUCAUUGGGUUUGCAAAGAACGUAGUUUUCGAGUAUUGCUUUCAAAAAAAGAUUACCGACCUUGCCGAAGCUCUGGCCAGAGAAAAACCAGUCAUUCUCCACCUAGCAUGCCAUGGCUCAAAAGUUGGUGAAACUACGAUUGGAGGCCAGAGGUACAACUCUGAGGAGCUCACGGACACACUCGCUGCCCUGGUGAAUGAUAGCAAGAACCUUCGUCUGGUGAUUCUGAACUUGUGCUGGUCGGGCAUCGUAGCACAAAGUCUGUGCAAGCAUGUUGACUUUGUAAUCGGCCACGAGAAUGCAAUACCAGACGACCAGGCGAUUGCACUUUCGGAGAGCCUCUACUAUUGGAUGGGACAGAACCAACCACUGUUUACGAAUUUCAAGACAUUUUCCCGAAAGUCAUGCCAGGCUUGUCAUCUUCUGGCUCGCACCUCAAGCAAUGUGUGUACCUGGAGGGAAACUAGAGUAGAGGGAUGCAAGCAGCUCCUGGUCAACAACCACAAAGUUCUAGUUGCUGGGGAUGAUCGGCUUCUAGAAGAUCAUGUCAAGCAGGUUAUGCACGGAAUUCAGAAGGCCGUAAAUGGGGAGCAAGUGAAGAACGAGCACAGAAAUGGAGCAUCGGAAGCAGAUAUAUUUGUAGCUUCAUACAACGACGAAGACGCGAAGAUGUUUAGAGAUCGAGCGAGAGCAGCAUGCAAAUAUUUUCUGUCCCGCAAUAGCCACGAACAACCCCAAUGGCGGAUCUGCUCUGUGAUCCUAAUGUGUUUCUUACAGUAUAAGGAUGUAUCGUUUGCUUCACAAAGGUUGCUGGGGCGCUUCUACACAAUAGUUGAUGAAAAGCUAAUUGGACGUGAUUUUAUCGAGGAGGUGAUGAACCAUUACAACGAUGGCAGGAUCUUUGCUCCCUUGUUCGAUGAUUGGCUGGAGCAGUCCAAGCGGGAUGUUCCAAAAGACAGGAUGUGCAUUGCGAUCUUGGAUUACACAAUCGUAACGGAGCUUUGUAGUGUUAUUUCCAAACCAAAUGAGCAGCAAGAUGCUCUUCGAAUAUGGAAGCGACAAGUGCAAAAAUCCUACGACCCUUCAAAGUCUUCAGAGGAGGCCAUGGACUUGAUUGAAAGUCAUCUUCGAAAUGAAAAAGUUCCUCAGAAUGGUCAGAACUUGCUGUUUUAUUGUUCUGUCCUAGACAAGGCCAUUGAUGUUGGAAGUUUCGUGAUGCUCUUGAAGAUGACGAGGCUGAGCGAAAUAUUGCUGUGUUACUCGUUGCUGGAAUAUAACAAACGCCAAGAAUCACAGGACAGAUACAACAAUCAGAGCGGAAAAGUGAAGGAGACGAGGGGGAAUGGAGGCAAGAAAGCAAAAAAUACAGAGCCGAGUGUUUUUACGGAACCUCCCGAUCGCAAGGCAAAAGGGGUGAAGGUAGAGCAAGGUACUCAGGGCAGCUACGAGCAUGUCGGCCCACUCAUGGAACUUGAGCAAAAAGGAAAAAACAUGUCGCGAGUUCAAGAGCGACUAAUACAGAACAUCAGAGAAAAAAUCUCUGAAAUGUUCACAAGUGAGAGGACCCAGACAAAAGCGAGUGAUGAUCUAAGCAACUUUGUACGAGCCAAUACGCCAGCAAUCUUACGGCUCGACUCAGAGAGAAUCCUGGAGUUGUGCAGGAUCAUUUUGACAUCUCUGACUGACAAAAAAAAGACGAUCAAGAUAAAAGAUUGUGUUCCAAAGACAAUAUUAGAAUUCUUGAAUAUAUUUGUAGGAUGGGAUGUCUUUUAUGAUAUCUGUCUUGGCUGUGUUGAUGAAAUACAACAAUUCUUGGAAUGGAUUUUCGAUACAGACCGCUUCAUUGGCAUGAUAAACCCUUCGAUAUCGAUAGAGUCAGGACAACUCAACCCACAGUGCGUCACAUCUGCCCUCGAUUUGUUGAAGAUUUCGCUUAUCAACCUGAGCAGGAUCGAUCGUCAAGACUAUGAAAAUAGCAAAUUCUUCUUUGUUUCGUUUCAUAAUAUGUUGCUUUUGGUAAUCCAUGGAUCAUUUCAAAUCUACCUAUCGUAA
Messenger RNA from Guillardia theta CCMP2712, 2193 nucleotides. RefSeq lists its product as hypothetical. NCBI's taxonomy places the organism in Eukaryota, Cryptophyceae, Pyrenomonadales, Geminigeraceae. The transcript is spliced from 12 exons. The coding region runs from base 1 to 2193 and encodes 730 amino acids. The record is from RefSeq and is a predicted model, not a curated record.